AAUGUUACUUGUUGUCAAUUGAUGUUUUUAAAAUAGGUUGAUAAGGUUAGAUUUCAAAAUUAGUUGCGUAAUUUUUUAAAAAAUACUGUAAAUAUUAAUUUAUUUUACAAUGUCGAAGCAUGUACUUCCGUACAAAUACUUCGAUACGCCCGUGGGUGAAGAUACAUUGAAAAAAUUGUGGUGUAUAACAAAAAUUGCAGCGCCCGUUGCCUUAGGAGUUGCCACUGUUGAUGUAAUGUUGUAUUCUAGUCCCUCAGGAUAUCUUCCUACAUUAGGAAGGUACGCGUAUAUUUGUGGCCCCAUAUUAGGCAUGACAACUGCUUUCGUUUUAACAAAAAAUUAUAGUGCAAGCAUUCGUCAAAAAGACGAUAAAAUUAAUUGGUUUCUGGGAGCCCUUCCUGCUGGUGGAAUUCUAGGGGCUUGGUCCAAAAGUACAACUGUAGGAUUUGGAGCAUGUGCUUUUUUGGGCCUUGUAGCUGUCUUAGCAAAGCAAGCAAUUGAUGAAGACUGGGUGAUUUAUCCAAAAAAUGUUAUGAGAAAUAAGGGUGGUUUAUGGGCAAAUAAUGUGGAUUGGACCCUCACGAAGGAUGUGUCAAGUACUAAAUAAGCUAAAAAAAGAUGUAGUAAGUUGCAAUGUGUAAAUAUACAAUGUAAUAAAUAAUAAGAACCUG
Molecule: messenger RNA, 671 nt
Organism: Agrilus planipennis (emerald ash borer)
Lineage: Eukaryota; Metazoa; Arthropoda; Insecta; Coleoptera; Buprestidae
Gene: ND-B14.7
Product: NADH dehydrogenase [ubiquinone] 1 alpha subcomplex subunit 11
Exons: 1
Coding region: 110-607 (165 amino acids)
Biological process (GO): mitochondrial respiratory chain complex I assembly
Source: RefSeq, a predicted model, not a curated record